AACGAACAUCACCUUUACCUUACUACUGUUUCUCUCUCUCUCUCGCCUCUAGCAAAAAUGGAAGCUCCAAAGUCCUUCUUGUCGCGCACAACCAACGCACUCAUCGUCUUCUUCGCCCUGUACUUUACCACCCUCUUCUCCCUCGACACCUGGGCCGCUGCACGAGGAUCACCAUAUCGCGCGCCGGGUAGCAGCUCGUAUAAUAGGCCUGCGCCCGUGGCCCCAUCGCGACAAAGCUACCAGGGCAGGAUGCAUGGUCGAGGGAAUGCGGGGCCUGGAAGCAGUAGCGGUGGUGGCAGCCGAAGGGUGGCACAGGUGAAAGAUUCAAGACCGCCCAUCAAAAUGGGAGGUUCAGCUGCCUGUGGUGCUUGCUUGAUCUAAUAGUCGACAUGUAUGGUUGCGUAAACAAAAGUCACCUACUGGCAUUCAUCAUUUCAUGGGUAACAUUAGUUC
This is a messenger RNA of Bipolaris sorokiniana ND90Pr, 453 nucleotides long. RefSeq lists its product as uncharacterized. The transcript is spliced from 2 exons. NCBI's taxonomy places the organism in Eukaryota, Fungi, Ascomycota, Dothideomycetes, Pleosporales, Pleosporaceae. The record is from RefSeq and is a predicted model, not a curated record. The coding region runs from base 58 to 381 and encodes 107 amino acids.